Messenger RNA from Monomorium pharaonis (pharaoh ant), 4234 nucleotides. RefSeq lists its product as uncharacterized. Gene Ontology annotation, biological process: DNA double-strand break processing involved in repair via single-strand annealing; double-strand break repair via homologous recombination. Gene Ontology annotation, cellular component: site of double-strand break. Gene Ontology annotation, molecular function: double-stranded DNA binding; single-stranded DNA binding; flap-structured DNA binding. NCBI's taxonomy places the organism in Eukaryota, Metazoa, Arthropoda, Insecta, Hymenoptera, Formicidae. The transcript has 10 exons. Bases 2290 to 3990 code for a protein of 566 amino acids. The record is from RefSeq and is a predicted model, not a curated record.
CAAAGGUAAGACCCAAUCAUCUUCAAUUGCUACUUAGGCUCUCAGUGAGCGGUUGUGCUUCUGAAUGCACCCAUUGCUAGACACUCUAUGCUGAGCGCACACGUGCAUCCGUAUAGUUUCUCUUGGCGUCUAUUUCGUGCUAGUUCCUAUAUCUUCUCGACCGUUUCACGAAGCCGUGUCCUGCACGGUGUGGCAUUUCACUGGAAUCGUGCUAUUCAAUAAAAAAUUGUCAGCAAUCAAUCAUCGAAAAUGAGUGACAAUCCACCGAGAUCAACAAUGGAGAUAUUCUUUUAGAAACGAAUAGUUCGGAAUUAUCAACAGUAUUAUCAACAGGAUCUGAUGCAUUUAAUGAUAGUUCUUUUGAAAAUGAGAACAAUAUAAAUCUUAAUAAUAAUUAUAAUGAUGUUAAUGAUGAAGUACAUUUUGAAGAUGAGGACAGCGACAGUGAUGGAAUUGGUGAAAUGGAUAAUGUUGUUAAUAUAAACAGAUGUAGUGAUUAUGAAGAUAAUGACCUAAUGAUUCAAUUUGAAAAUGAUGAACAGAGAGGUUUUUAUGCUUUAAGAACAUUAAGAGAGUGGGCCCUGCAAGGAGGUGUGUUAUCCAUGAAAAUGUUACAAAAUUUACUUAUUAGAUUGAGAGUAUUGUUUCCUGUUUUACCUAAAAGCUACAAAACUUUACUCGAAACACCUUCACACUUAGGUGUUCAGCAGUUACCUGAUGGGUCGCAACUGUGGUAUAAAGGUAUAAAAGAAAACCUCGAUAACAUGCUUCUUGCUGAAUAUUUAAAUGUUUACAAUUCAAUUAUUAUCGAUGUAAAUAUGGAUGGCCUUCCACUGUCUAAAAGUUCUAAAUUAAAAUUUUGGCCGAUUUUAGGUUAUUUGGUAAAUACAGAAAAUGAACCUUUUAUUAUUUGUUUGUAUUUCGGUGAUCAUGAUCCUGCUGAUUUGAAUUCUUAUCUGCACGAAUUUGUCAAUGAAUUGGAGGAUUUAUUGGAAAAUGGGUAUGUUUGGAAUGACUACACAUACUCGUUCAGAAUACGAAAUUAUAUUCUUGAUGCACCAGCUCGCUCAUUGGUGAAAUGCUGCGUUGGUCAUGGAGGUUAUGGAGCUUGUGAAAAGUGCACCUGUGUUGAGAGAAUACAUACAGGAAUGGUUUCCCAAUUUAGAUUGGAUCCGUUUCAUUUAGUCUGGCAUGGAGUCUUCAGACGAUUAUUGAUGACAUGGAUGAAAUGGAAUGGACCAUGGAAACUUAACAAGCUUGCCAGGAAAAAAUAUUUCUGACAAUCUGAUUUUUUUAAAGGAUUUCUGUCCAAGUGAUUUUUGCAGACCACCGAGAUCAAUUAAUGACUGGAAGAUGUACAAAGGUACAGAAGAAAGGCGAUUGUGCCUUUAUGAUGGACUCCUAGUAUUUCGUAAUAAAUUGCAGGAAAAUGUUUACAAAAACUAUCUCUUACUUCAUGCUGCUCUAUAUAUUCUCUCUAGUCCUUUGCAUUUCAAUGUACUUAAUGACUUUGCUAAUGAAUUACUCAGAACCUUCAUUCAGCAUUCUAUUAAUUUAUAUGGAAAACGUUUUGUGGUGUAUAACGUUCACUCACUCUGUCAUUUGGCUGAAGAAUGUGCAGAACACGGACCUCUGGAGAAUUUCAGCUCUUUCAAAUUUGAAAAUCGUUUAAAAUCAAUCAAAAGUAGCCUGAAAUCUGGAUAUAAACCACUACAACAAGUUGCACUACGAGAUUUGGAGCGAACCAGAAGAGUAGAAAUUAAAUUAAAAGCUAAAGAAAAAAUUGUUUACCUUUUUUAUAGACAUGAAGAUGCAGAAGAACAAUUACCAGGAAUAUAUUUUCAAUGUCUUUCUAUUGAUGAUGUGGUUUUCCGAACUAAUAUAAAGGACUCUUGCUUCUGCACAACAGAUGGAAAUGUUUAUAUGUUGAAGAAUAUUAUACAGCAAGAGAGAAGAGUGAUGCUUGUUUGUAACAAGUUUCAGAAAAUGGAAGAUUUCUAUACAUAUCCUUUGCCAUCAUCUAGACUAGGCAUUGUUACAGUUUCAGAAAUAGACGAAGAAAGGCUUGUUGUGCCAUUGCAGAGUGUUCACGCUAAAUGUUGGUUAAUGCCUUAUUCUGAUGAUUACUCUUUUUCAUGUGUUCCUCUUCUCCACACAAUGCUAUUGUUUUUAUAAUAUUUAAUAUUUUCAGCUAAGUUUGUGGUCGUGAAGUUCUUACCUACCGAUGGUGACGAAGAUGAAUAUUACGAGGUAGCUCUCUCAAAAUGGAUUCAAGAUUUAGAUGAAAAUAUGAUCGGGAAUAUACUCUGGCCAGGAGAUAAUUCUGCAGCAGGAAUGUUAGUUCGAACUCAAGCAAACGCGCAAUCAAAUUGGUCCACUUAUAUAGUGGAAGUUAAAAGAUACUAUGAUACAUACUUUAAUGCACGAAAAGGAUUGACAGGAAUAAUGGAAUAUGCCUCAGCCUAUGAGACUGAUACUGGAAAAGAAAUGAGAAAAGGAAAAAGGAAGAAAAAAGUUAAACAAAUUUCAUCUUCAUCAGAUGAGUCUGAUCAGUGUAUAGAAAAUCAAUCUAAGAAAAAAAAGUCAAGCAUUCCUUCACCACCAGCAAUUCAUGUUCCUGAGGCUUCUAUUUCACUUAAUAAAAUUUCUGGUCAAAAGUGCAAAAAAUAUAUUAUUCAAAAUUCCUCAAACGUCAAAGAAUUGAAAGUUGCGAAACACUUAGGUAAACCAUCAGAAAAUAAUCGUGAGAAAUUGCUUGAAAAAAUUAUAAAUGAAAGGAAGAAGGCUAUGAAGAAUACUGAGGAGAAAAAUAAAGCUAUGUUACUCAGUGCAUCUUCAAAAGUUCUACAAUCAUCAUCACAAAAACAAUCUAAAUCUGAACUUGGCACCUCUUUUUCUGGACAUUAUAUGAAGAGUUCAUGUACAUUCAAAAAUGUGAAAUCUCCAGAGAAGACUCUAUCUAAUAAUCUCAGAGAACUAAAUAAUAAUGCUAAGACAAAGACCAAAGAAAUGGUCAAAAGCUUUAAAAACUCCACAUCUUCUGCAGUUUCCUCACAAACUUCAUUAUGUGCUUCGGAAGAUGAGUUUACAUUACUUCUUUCUGAAAAAGAACCAUUAAUUGUGAGCCCCUCAAAAGUGUCCAAUAUUUCAAAGCAAUCUGACGAUUCACCUAGAAGUCUACAAGAAUCUCCCUUGUUAAAUAUGGAAUUAAAGAAAAAGUGUAAGCAGAUAAACCCUUUGUUUCAGUCACCAGUGAAAGUUGAUACUUUGGUACCUGCACAGGAAGAGCGUAGCCCACUUUCCUCUAAAGAAAAUUUAUAUCCACCUGUUCGUAAUUUGUUAAAUCUUAGUGCAGAUGCAAACGAAUCUGUAGAGAAAAAUGACAUUCCAAAAAAUCCGUCAAUAUUGUCUAGACCAUAUUUAAGGAAUAAGAGACUGAAACAAUGUCGACUUAACAUUAAAGCUGACAGAGUAAACGGCUGGGAUUGCUGGGAAUGCAGAAAUUAUUAUAACAAUUUAUUAUUGUCGAAAGAAGAAUUACAAAAACGGAAGAAUCAAUGCUCGCGACAUCGACAUAAACAUAAGCGACCAAAUACACCAGAAGAUAAUGAACGUUUUAUAAAAUUUGAAAAAAAUUUGGAAAACAUUAGUAGCAAGCUUGAUGUUGUUAUUAUGAAUCAAGCAAACUUAAAUAGAAGUCUGCUUCCAAAACAAGCUGUCAUCAAUAGACCUUCAAAUUUACCUUCUCUGCCUCUGAGUAAUAUGAAAAGUCUUAAAGAGUUUGAGAAAUUUUUAUCACAAGAUGUAAAUCUUUCAGCAGCGUGCUACUAUUUAAAGAGUUUGGCUUUGGGGACUAAUGAGAAAAUUGCAACGUCAAAACUUAUGACCAAAUUGAUGACCAAUUCUUUAGCUAUACACUUUAAUUUUGAUGGUCAUAAUUCUCAGAAUACUACGAAAAUUAAAAGACCCUUUAAAGAGCUGAAACUGUAGGAAUUAUUUCAAGGAGUGAUGCUAUUAAAAUUUCCGGAUAGUGAUUUAUCAGAAGCUUUAAAUGCAAUUAGAAGUUGGCUACGAAAUGCUGCUGGGCGUAAACACGAUUAAAAUGGAAAAUUUUAUGAUUUUUAAAAAUGUGCAAUUUGUAAAGCCUUAUGUUAUUGGUUCUCUUUUUUAUUUUAUUGCACUAGAGCAACUAUAUAAAAGUUAAAUGCGACUAUUUGUUAUUACUUUUUUAAAC